Fusarium vanettenii 77-13-4 is the source of this 977-nucleotide messenger RNA. RefSeq lists its product as uncharacterized. Gene Ontology annotation, cellular component: mitochondrial inner membrane. The record is from RefSeq and is a predicted model, not a curated record. Lineage: Eukaryota; Fungi; Ascomycota; Sordariomycetes; Hypocreales; Nectriaceae. Gene Ontology annotation, biological process: mitochondrial respiratory chain complex IV assembly. The transcript is spliced from 2 exons. The coding region runs from base 101 to 796 and encodes 231 amino acids.
CGCCAAGAUACCCUACCAUAACAUCCACUUGACCAAUUCCAUACCUUUUCUUUCCAUUCUUUGUCUCCACUUCAAGUCAUCUACACAACAAACCAUCAUCAUGAAGAUUCUCACCAAGGAAGAGGAGGAAGCCCACUACGCCGAGGUCCUCAAGGGCGGUGUCAUUGGUGGUGUAUUUGGCGCAACCCUCGGUCUCGCUGGUGUUUAUUUCGGCUCCAAGCGCUACGCGACCGUUCGCGGUCUUACUCUCCCCUUCAAGUCCUUCCUCGUCACCUCUAGCAGCACAUUCGGCGCCAUCGUCAACGCUGAACGAUGGAGCAUUGCGCACCAAAAGGCUCAGGAUCCCAGAUACCAGUACAAGGACGAGGCUAGCCGCGCCACGGAUCUGAUUCGACAAAACCAGACUGCCUAUGAGCGAUUCUUGGAGUAUGGUCGGGAAAAACGGUACACCAUUGUUUUCGCAUCAUGGCUGGCUUCAAUGGGUGUUGCGUUCGCCAUUGUGAGCCGAUCGCCAAUGAACACGGCCAACAAGGUUGUGCAAGCUCGUGUCUACGCACAAGGCCUCACACUCGCCGUGUUGAUCAUCUCGGCAAUGUUUGAGAUGAAUGAUCUCAAGGAGGGCAACAGCCGAUUCCAGACAAUCUGGGUGGUUGAUCCCAAUGAUCCUGAGCAUAAGAAGCUCAUUGAGAAGAAGGUGCACAAGGAGGAGUACGAGGGCCAGGACCUCUGGAAGGAUAUGGUUGCUGCCGAGGAGGCUCGAUUAGCUGCCAAGAAGGCUACUGAGCACGCUUCUUAAACACACCCGGUGUCCGCAUCAACUCGCAUGGUAUAUUGACUUACCAAGGCGUUCGGAAUUCAUUUGGAUCAAGUAUCAUGGCUUUGAAUCUUUUAUGUAAACUACUGCAUCAAAAAAAGCUGUUUUUGUACAGAUGGCAUAGACUAUUGAGAGAAAUCUACAACUAUCAAAUUCGGACUAG